AUGCCAACCGGCGGCCAGCGGCUGUUCGGCCUCCCCGCCCUCACAAUCGCCGUCGUCGUGGUCAUAACAGCCACCGCCGGCCUCCUAGUCUACCGCCUCUGGGUCUACCUCUGGUGUAAUUACAACUCCACCACCACGCGGGAAGUCGACGCCGACCGAGCGCCGGCCCAAAUUCCGCCGGUACUCCCGCUCCGCACGGUCAUGAACUUCAACGACGCCAGCAGCAACAGCCUGGAGCAGCAGUACACGUCGGUGGACCACCUCAUCCCCACGUGCCAGUACAGCGACGACGUCGGCACGGUCGCCAAGACGGAGGAUUAUGGCACGUGCGCGGUGUGUUUGGCGCAGUUCGCGGUCGGGGAGGCCGUCCGUGUGCUGCCGGAGUGCCUGCACAUUUACCACGCCGGAUGUAUCGACGCGUGGCUGUUCCAGCACUCCGACUGCCCCGUUUGCCGGACCGACACCGGCGUGCGCGGUGUCGGUUGA
This is a messenger RNA of Linum tenue, 486 nucleotides long. The record is from the annotation of a GenBank genome assembly. Lineage: Eukaryota; Viridiplantae; Streptophyta; Magnoliopsida; Malpighiales; Linaceae.